AUGGAUCCAGUGGGCGCCGACAGCGUCACAAUGAUCCACGUUCCAAGAGGGCGGUCUUCCAAAAAGCACCUGCUGCGAUCCUUCCGUACUCAACAAUGAGCCAUGCGAUAGCGCGCAGCGAUGAGCGGGCGACGCAGAUGGUCGCGGAGGGUGGUGAGUGGGUGUAGCGGGGAUUUCCUAGAGACACAACCACGUCGCAAACACGGACAUAGCACAUACGUAGCAGAAGAGGUUGCAGGCAGGGAGCCAAGGAAUCCCAUAUCUCUCCCUCGCCCGCGCCCGGCGGUCAGGGGCGCCCACCUAGCGCCAAACUCUACAUCCGUCUCCCGAAGACCGCACAUCACAUCCACCGUCACGCCAGCCAUCACGUCUCCACGUACUGUCAUCCACUACGCCACUGCGCCACUGCUUCAUCUACUCUCCCGACAAGCAAAUCAAGACUUCCUCGAUUGCAUCGCGUGUGCGAGCAAAAACCAAACCCAUCGCGUAUACCACUCUGACGCACCUGCAGCAUCUAUCCGUGUCUCGUGCCCCGUCUGUAGCAAUGAUCUCAGCACCCCCACCACACCUCGUCAGCACACAUCCAAGCAUCCAGCUCGGGAGUGCUCGUGCAUGAAACCAAGACGUCCAUCUCUUGGCCCCGGGGCUGGUGCGUUAGACUUCCGAGCUGCAGCUGUCACCGCGUCAAUGCAUCGGCACUCAGCGCUGCAGCACGAGCAGAGCAACCGCCUGGUAGCGGAGUGCGGCAUGACGCACACAUCUCACGUGUGCGUUGAUCAGUCCUGCGGGUUGCGAUGCUCGCUACAAGUAUACAUGCUCCUCCGCACGGUCCCGUUCUGCGACUCUGCUGCAGCCUGCCACAAGCGACACGCGCUACACUACCGAGCUGCAUGGCUGCAUAUCUCUACAUCAUACGUUAUGCACGAUAUAUAUAGACACCUUCCACCCCAUGCCCAACCGAAUACAUCAGACGUCUGCUACUGCAUCUGAUCACCGAUCAUGUCCAUCAUGCAAUCCUUAUCGAAGCGAUCAAAAUCAUGAAUCAUCGU
Molecule: messenger RNA, 1049 nt
Organism: Neohortaea acidophila
Lineage: Eukaryota; Fungi; Ascomycota; Dothideomycetes; Mycosphaerellales; Teratosphaeriaceae
Exons: 1
Coding region: 121-990 (289 amino acids)
Source: RefSeq, a predicted model, not a curated record